Molecule: messenger RNA, 2075 nt
Organism: Alexandromys fortis (reed vole)
Lineage: Eukaryota; Metazoa; Chordata; Mammalia; Rodentia; Cricetidae
Product: interferon-inducible GTPase 1-like
Exons: 3
Coding region: 116-1579 (487 amino acids)
Biological process (GO): cellular response to interferon-beta; defense response
Cellular component (GO): endoplasmic reticulum membrane
Molecular function (GO): GTPase activity; GTP binding
Source: RefSeq, a predicted model, not a curated record
CAAAUUCCUUGUUUCUGCUGCAAAGAUUCCAGCACAGCUGAGAGCUAUUCCUGUCCUGAGCAGUGAGAGCAUCCCCUGGAUACAGGAUAUCCUGUGCCAUUAGUUGCUCACAGUCAUGGGUCAGCGGUUCUCUUCACCGAAGGAUGAGCACCACCAAGAAUUGGCCUCCAGCUUUAACGAAUAUUUUAAGAAGUUUAAGCUAGAAAGCAAAAUCAUUCCUCAAAAAACCUUAGCUUCAAUUGAAUUAAACUUGUCAAAAGGAAACAUUCAGGGGGCAAACUCUUCAAUCACUAAUGCAUUAAAAGAAAUUGAAAGCACCCCACUCGAUGUUGCUGUGACUGGAGAGUCUGGAUCAGGAAAGUCCAGCUUCAUCAAUGCCCUAAGGGGGACUGGGCAUGAAGAGGAAGGUGCAGCUAAAAUAGGUGUGGUGGAAACAACCAUGGAGAGGCAUCCCUACAACCACCCAAAGAUUCCCAAUGUGGUUUUUUGGGACCUGCCUGGGAUUGGAACCACAAAUUUCCCACCCAAAGAUUAUCUGGAGAAAAUGAAAUUCACCGAGUAUGAUUUUUUCAUCAUUGUUUCUGCCACACGCUUUAAGAAAAAUGAUAUAGACCUCGCCAAAGCAAUCAGCAGGAUGAAGAAGGAUUUCUACUUCGUGAGAACCAAGGUGGACUCUGACUUAAAAAAUGAGAAGAAAUUCAAACCACGAACCUUUGACAGAGAAAAGGUCCUGCAGCAGAUCCGCAGCAGCUGUGUGAGGACCUUUCAGGAGAAUAACAUUAAGCAACCACCCAUCUUCUUGAUCUCUAAUAAUACUUUAUGUGACUAUGAUUUCCAAAUCCUGAUGGACAAGGUGGUGAAUACUCUCCCUGAAUACAAACGUCACAAUUUUAUGCUGUCCUUGCCAAGUAUUACACGUGCGGCCAUUGAAAGGAAACGGCAAUUCCUGGAGCAGAGGAUUUGGAUCCAAGGUUUUGCAUUUAGCCUACUCAUUGUGAAUCCUUCACAGACCAUCUUAAUGAACAAAGAUGUGGAGGAUCUUCGGAAAAGCAUAAACCACUAUCGAGCUGUGUUUGGAGUGGAUGAUGCAUCCUUGCAGGGUUUGGCUAAGGACUGGCAAGUGUCGGUGGAUCAGCUCAAGGCAAAAAUGAAAUCUCCUCAUGUGUUUGAAACUACAAAGGAAGAAACAAUACAAGAAAGACUUUCAAGACUUUAUGAGGAGUUCCGUUUGGCUAAGGGGGAUGUAUUUGCUAAGAAUGUUUAUGUUAAAAAAAUGUUUUACCUGAAAUAUUCUUUCCUUGAUAUGGUGACAGAUGAUGCUAAUGUUUUUCUCAGAGAGAUAUGUAUAAAAAAUAACUUGGUGAGACUGGGCUCAUGCCCAGGCGGCAGCAGACCGGCCUCAGGCACAUUCGGGGGCAGACCGGGCUCAGGCACAGGUGGCGGCAGACCGGCGGGGACAUGUGAAGUGGCAGGGACCAGCGGACCGGCAUGGCAGGGGACGACUCGUGGGCUACCGCGGCAGCAGGGACAGCUGGGACCAGCGUGCAACACCCAGAGCAGAUUGCCCCACUACAAUUAAAGCAAAGAGUGCAUUACUUGCUCACAGUCAUGGGUCAGCAGUUCUCUUCAUCUAAGGAUGAGUGCCAACAAGAUUUGGCCUCCAGCUUUAACGAAUAUUUUAAGAAGUUUAACGUAGAAAGCAAAAUUAUUCCUCAAGAAACCUUAGAUUCAAUUGAGUUAAACUUGUCAAAAGGAAACAUUCAGGGGGCAAACUCUUCAAUCACUAAUGCAUUAAAAGAUAUUGAUGGCACCCCACUCAAUGUUGCUGUGACCGGAGAGUCUGGAGCAGGGAAGUCCAGCUUCAUCAAUGUCCUGAAGGGGAUUGGGCAUGAAGAUAUAGAUGCAGCUGAAACUGCUGUAGUAGAAACGACCAUGGAAAGGCAUCCCUAACACACCCCAAGAUUCCCAAUGUGGUUUUUGGGGACCUGCCUAGGAUUGGAACCACAAAUUUCCCACCCAAAGAUUAUCUGAAGAAAAUGAAAUUCAACGAGUAUGAUUUUUUCAUCAUUCUUUCU